Messenger RNA from Rhinocladiella mackenziei CBS 650.93, 1377 nucleotides. RefSeq lists its product as uncharacterized. Gene Ontology annotation, biological process: transmembrane transport. The coding region runs from base 1 to 1377 and encodes 458 amino acids. The transcript is spliced from 14 exons. The record is from RefSeq and is a predicted model, not a curated record. Gene Ontology annotation, molecular function: transmembrane transporter activity. Lineage: Eukaryota; Fungi; Ascomycota; Eurotiomycetes; Chaetothyriales; Herpotrichiellaceae.
AUGGGCCGACGAAACGUGACCAUCUUGGGAAAUACGCUCGGGGUGAUUGGAUGUAUUGUUGCCUCCCAGGCAACAUCCAUUAAUACUGUCAUCGCGGACAUGGCGUUGAUUGGGUUUGGGGGCCGUCCUCAACUUCUCGCAUAUGCCGGGGCCAACGAAAUCGUCCCCAGAAAAUCUAGAGGUACAACCAUGGCCUGUGUGAGUCUGGCAUCGAUCCCGAGAGCAGCCUUCGGCGCCGUCAUUGCCUACACUCUUGCUGAACAUUUGGGAUGGCGAUGGGCCUUCUACGUGGGCCACAUGUCAAACGCGGAACUCGAUUAUGUGGGGGUGAUCCUUUAUGCGGGCGGCUUGACGAGCUUUUUGGUGGGGGUAACAUUUGGAAACAGUCCAUAUCCUUGGACAAGCGUGCACGUUCUUGCCCCUUUGCUGGUUGGAGGAAUCACUGUGUUUAUUGCAUUCCCACUUUGGGAGAUCUAUUGCCCCUAUCAGGUGACGAAACUAUGUCCUCCCAAAUUAUUCAAAAACUUCAGAGGCUUUACACUUCCACAGUGUGCGACAUUUGUUGCUAGUAAGAUAUAUUCCUCUGCUAAUUUGCGAAUAGUGGUUCAAAUACUGUACACAGCUGUGGCAGAAGAGGUUGGUUGGUAUAGUCUUGCACACAAUGGCGCAGGAACUGCGGGAGCUAUAUUUUCAGGGGUCGAAUUUGCCAGGUUUCGGAGGACAAAGUGGCAGUUGCUGAUAGCAACGAAUACACCUGUGAUGGCUUGUGUAUUCGUGGCCCUAGGUGCCGUGGCCGCCUCGGCUACACAAAUUUAUGGAAUCUUGAUCAUCCAAUUUGGAGCCAAAGAUCAUCAAAUUGGAAUUGCUACCGGCUUGUCGGGAACUUUUCGGGCCGCAGGGGGAAGCAUUGGCACUGCUGUCUACUCAACAAUUCUCAAUCAACAAAGCAAACCCAAGCUUGUGCCAGCCAUUUCUACUGCUGUCCUGCAGGCUGGAUUGCCGCCUGCUUCUCUAACAGCUUUCUUGCCGUUGCUUGCUGUUCCAGGAGCAACCCCUGCAAUCAUUGCAGCCGGUAGAGAUGCUGUCCGCACCGUCUAUUCCAAUGCGUUCUCAAUGGUCUUCCUAGUAAGCAUUGCAUUUGGAGUCACCGCCGCCAUAUCAGCAGCAUUUGUUCGAAGCGUGGAUGAUAAAUUGACAACACACGUUGCUGUUAGGCUUGAUAAUCCCCAUCUCAUCCCAGGUCAGGGUCGUGACGAAGCGAUGGUCCUUAGCACCAAAGAAGUUGAAGUUGCUGGCGAGGGCCAGGUCCUUCAUUUGCUGCUCAAUGAUGUGGACCCGGUCAUAAGGUCAGUGAGAGUUGCAUGUUGGACGUUCUAG